CUCACUUUUCUUUGUACCUGGACAUUCUAGUGCGGUGCGUUCAGCGGUAGCAGUAAGUAACCUUGGAAGUGCACGAGAUCUUGAGCUAGAAAGAAGAGGUGAAGAUGCUGGAGAAGCUGUGGGACUACGUGGUCGCCGGGCCUCAUCCGGAGACCGGCCUCGAGAAGCUCCGCAAGGCCACCACCUCCCGCCCUCUUGUCAUCAACAAAGAUGAGGACGGAGGAGCUGCUGGUGGGAGCUACAAGCGGACGCAGUCGAUGCCGACGACCCCCACGACGCCGGUGACUCCGUCGUCGUCGUCCAUGACGCCGCGCUCCAACGACAACGUGUGGCGCAGCGUGUUCCACCCGGGGAGCAACCUGGCAACCAAGGGCAUGGGCGCCGAUCUCUUCGACCGCCCGCAGCCCAACUCCCCCACCGUCUACGACUGGCUCUAUAGCGACGAAACAAGGAGCAACCACCGCUAGAUCGGGGCCGUCCGACGGAUGAGAUGGAUGGUAAAGUUUGUGGUGGCCGGUCUCUGUCACUCAUGACAUGUUUGCUAGUCCUUGUGGUUAUCUAAUGUACUACUGCGUUGCUGUCAGAGGCUACGUGUUAAGACGUUGCCGUUUAAUUUGUCCUAUGCGAUGGAGUGAGUACUAGUUACUACUACUUGCCACUUGGUCAGUUCCUCCGACUCAGCUUGGAUGCUAAGUGCUAAGCGACCGACGAGUGACAAGAACCUUGCGUGUGGUGUGUAGCGUUCAUAUGUAAAUACUGCCAGUGUAAGAGCAUUCAGAGUGUGCCUCAUAAUAAUUAAAUAAACAGAAAGGGAGUACUCUUCUUCCCUCCCGUUCCUGCUCU
This is a messenger RNA of Phragmites australis (common reed), 843 nucleotides long. RefSeq names its product dormancy-associated protein 1. The record is from RefSeq and is a predicted model, not a curated record. The transcript has 3 exons. NCBI's taxonomy places the organism in Eukaryota, Viridiplantae, Streptophyta, Magnoliopsida, Poales, Poaceae. The coding region runs from base 105 to 467 and encodes 120 amino acids.